AUGCCUCGAUGUUUGUGUCUAAGACUCACCUCUCUCUCUCUCUCUCUGCGACGCCCUCAUGUGCGCUUUCUUAUCUUGGCAGACGUGCACACGGACACGCAGAACAAGGAAAAGCGCAUAAACCAUCUUUUGGAUGUUUCAUUCGUCUUCCCAUUAAAAUUGCUGCGGCCACAAUGUAGUUCUACAGUUGCAUUGAACACUCUUGGCUCGCCGGCGCUAACCGCACUCUCGCCAAUUCCACCGCAUCAGCAAAGACAAAAAACAAGAACCUUUUGUGGCCCCCAACACUCGCUGCUUCACCCUCAUCCGCUCCUUUCUGCUGUCAGCCUAAUCACUGGGGCAGCCUUGAAGACGUUAGCUUGCCCAUACAGCCAUACAGCCCUAAAUGGGAAAGUUAAGGAUUCUACAAAGUUCCAAAAUCACAAUUGCCGAGCCGAUGUAAGGGGCAUUUUCUUGCAAAACGCUUUGGAACGGAAGCUGGUGGCAUGCGGCGAACUCAUGUUCAAUUAA
Messenger RNA from Protopolystoma xenopodis, 510 nucleotides. The record is from the annotation of a GenBank genome assembly. NCBI's taxonomy places the organism in Eukaryota, Metazoa, Platyhelminthes, Monogenea, Polystomatidea, Polystomatidae.